Molecule: messenger RNA, 435 nt
Organism: Aspergillus oryzae RIB40
Lineage: Eukaryota; Fungi; Ascomycota; Eurotiomycetes; Eurotiales; Aspergillaceae
Exons: 1
Coding region: 1-435 (144 amino acids)
Source: RefSeq, a predicted model, not a curated record
AUGAAACCGGUGCUCAAACAAGAACCUCUGGCAUCUUCAAGCGAGCCAACUUCCUAUAUCAAGGCCGAUCCACAUGCCCAAGGGUUCCCGGCCUUGGCUGAUAUCCCCGGCGUCACAUAUCAUAUAAUAUCGGACUCGCCUGCCAGGACAAUCACCCCUCCUUACGCCCAAAUGACAGUGUCUCCUACUGAAUUGACAACGUACAGUGCGACCUCGAGCUUCUUGAGCCCUACAAUCGGAUUUGAGCGCCAGCCGAGUUCAGCUUACUCCUGGCCUCCUACAAAGUUGGAGUCAGAUGAGGAUCAUAGGUUGAGCGACGUUUUCAUCAAGGUGGAAGAACCACAAGUGGAGGUGGUGAAUGCAAGCAGCGGCGAGGUGGAGUUCUGUGGCAUGUUUGCGCCUGGACUGAAUAUUGCUAGAGAGCAUAAGGGUUGA